This is a messenger RNA of Ipomoea triloba (trilobed morning glory), 429 nucleotides long. RefSeq names its product putative glycine-rich cell wall structural protein 1. The transcript has a single exon. Lineage: Eukaryota; Viridiplantae; Streptophyta; Magnoliopsida; Solanales; Convolvulaceae. The record is from RefSeq and is a predicted model, not a curated record. Bases 1 to 429 code for a protein of 142 amino acids.
AUGGCUAAAUUCAAGGCAUUAGCUCUCGUCGCGUUGCUUGUGCUUUCUAGUGUGUUUGUGGUGUCCCAGAGUCGAGACAUCAAGGCCGAAAAGGCGGCCCAAGUAAGGACCGAGGGGUUGGGGUUGGACUUGGGUGGUAUUGGCAUCGGGAUUGGUGCUGGCAUUGGUAUCGGGUUAGGUGGUAGCGGUAGUGGAUCAGGGGCAGGAGCGGGUUCGGGCUCGGGAGGCUCCAGUAGUUCAAGCUCGAGCUCGAGUUCAAGUUCGAGUUCUAGCUCUGGUGGUGGUGGUGGUGGGGCGGGAUCCGAAGCCGGAUCCUCUGCCGGGUCGUAUGCUGGAUCCAGAUCCGGAUCGGGUGGCAACGGAGGCGGUGGCAGCGGCUACGGUGGUGGCCAGGGAAGUGGCUACGGUGGAGGUGGCGGCAGGCACUAA